Messenger RNA from Panicum hallii, 3790 nucleotides. Its product is annotated as translation initiation factor IF-2-like. The transcript is spliced from 6 exons. Bases 1 to 945 code for a protein of 314 amino acids. The record is from RefSeq and is a predicted model, not a curated record. Lineage: Eukaryota; Viridiplantae; Streptophyta; Magnoliopsida; Poales; Poaceae.
AUGCCACAGGCUGCAGGAGAAACAGACAUACAGGAUCAAGUAUCGGCACUUUAUGACAAAAAAAGGCACAACUUUGGUCUGCGUAUCCCAAAUAGCUCACAGAAAUGCAGAAAAUCCCAAUCAUUACCAGCAUAUUUGGCAUUACUUGAAAACUCUGAACUGCAGAUAAAAAGAAACUCCCAGACGUUACUCUUCCCCCGCAUUUUGAUUUUCUCCCUCCCCACGUCGCUCUCCCAGACGACUCGGGGAUGCCAUGCGCCGCUGCCCACCACCCCACCCCGGGCCACCGGAGGUGGCCGCUGCCGCCGCCAAGCCAAAGCCGGCUCUGCUCGCAGUCUCCCCCUUCCCUCUCUCUUCCCUCCUGCCUCCCUCCCCCCGGCCUUCAACCUUCCCUCGUCGGCGCUCCACUGCCGGCCGCCGGGCCGGAUCCGGCCCCUCCUCGCUGGAUCCAGAGUUCCCCGGGCCUUCGCCCUUCUCAUCCGGUCGGCUAGCGUGCUGUGCCCUGGGGGCUCGGUUCGGCGGGGGCGCGUAGCCGUGCUGCCGUCGCCGGCGCUCGCUCCGAUCAGGCCGCCCUUCCUGGCCGGCCCCGCUCCGGUCUCGUGGCAUGCUGUGCCUUCGGGUGGCCGGGGGCCUGUGACCACUGUGCCGCCGCCGUUGCUUGCCCCGGGACGGGUUGCCAGGCGCUUGCGCCGCCUCUGGGCGGGCUCUCCUCGUGGGGGCCGGGGCCGGGGCCAGCGCUCCUUUGCCCCGGGUCACCUGGUGUCGGCGCUCCCUCGGCCCGGUUGCUGGCCGGCGGCCUCCGGCCUCCCUCUGGCCCCCACUCGCUCCACCCCUCCGCUGGCGUCUGGGCGGUUGGCUCUGCCCCCUGCUGGCCGCCUUUUCCUGGUGGCCUCCUGGGGCGGGGGGCCGGCGGGCUCUCCUAUGAUGUGGUGGCGUCGGUUCUAGGGAGGGAUUAGGGUGGAGGCGAAAGCCUUAAGUCACUGAUGACGGUGACGUCCUUGGGUGCUGCUCACCUUCUUGAAGCGCCUGCGGCGUUGCUCCCUCCCUUGAGGCGUCAUCUUAUACGACGACCUGCUGCUCCAGAUCCUCGCGCGCCUCGGCUGCGCCGCUGCCACCGCCCGGACGGGCCUGCUGUCGCGCCGGUGGCGCGGCCUCUGGACCCGCCCCCCCAAGCUCGUCCUCCGCGGGUUAACGCUCAGAUCGCUCCACGCCGCGCUCGCGCGGCUCGUUGCUGCGUUCGAGUUCGACCCCCGACCUCGGCUGCAGCUCCUCGACGUCCGCGCCCGCUGGUACUGCAGCUUCAAGCGCGCCCAGUUCGCCUCGCUGUUCGACGCCGCCGCGAGGCUGCAGCCGGAGAACCUCGCCGUCGAAGCUAGAGCGCCCUUCCCCGUCACGGUGAUGCUGCCCCGCCUCGAUGGCACCAGGUCGCUCACGCUGGACGUGCAUGGCGAUGGCUUCAAUCUAAUCAGCCACCAGGAGCUCGAGGAAGCUGAGAUUUCGGGCCAUAGAGGGUGUCCUGGAUGAUUUCUCCCUGUGCUACAUGGCACCAGAGGUGGAGGAUCUCUCAUGGCAAUGCGCUAGCUACGCGUCACAUGUUCGCUUUGGUGAUAUUUGGUCCCCAGGGGUCGUGACCAUGAAGACAUCGGAGCCCCAAGGGCAGCUGCAGCAGAGCCCUCGCUCCAAUACCCUGUCGCUCAGCAUAUGUGAACGGCAAGUGUUUGUUCAGGAAGGUGCAGCCCGGAGCUUUGAGCAUUACAUAUCUUCCCUCUUUCCCAUUGCCAACAUUUCUGCUCUAGAGCUGUGCAUCAACUCCUGCGGACAUGUCUAAGGGGCAAUGGUCCUGCACCUGCUGGAGGUUCAUUCCUUGAUAAAGAGGCUUAAGCUUGACAUUCAUAAGUCUCAGGUGAGAAGAGAAUGCAGUGCCAACUGCCCCUGUAUUCACUUGAAUAACUGGAGAAGUCAGACUGUCUCCUUGACUCAUCUGAAUGAAAUGGAAAUUGAAGGCGUUAGAGGUGAGGAUCAUGAAAUUGAAUAUUGAAGGUGAUACUAAGAAGUGCAGCGAUGCUUGAAAGAGUGACCAUCACGUUCAAGACGGAGUCUAAACAGCACAUUCGCCGCUUUUCCAGUAAAACACAAAGAAUCUUAAAAGCACAUCCCUCUGUGAAGUGCGGAAUUUAUCGCUAUUCUGGUGAGCAGGUGUUGUCUGCAUGACUAGCUUGCUCGUAGAUGUGACAGGGUAUGGUAUGCUUUUUAUCCCAACCUUGUUGAAAUUAGAAGCCAUGCUUUAUUAAUCACUAUUCUGCCAUUCCCUUAUAGUUUUGCUUUUAUAUGUUGAAGCGAGGUAUGGUAUACUGGUUAGCGUGGCAACUUUUGGAUGCACCGGUGUUGUUUUCCUAGGUUUCCUUGUAACCAGCUAUUCCGUCACUUAGGCAUGUAGUGAAGUGGAAGACAUUCUCUGAAUGCUACGGUCAUGUAGUGCCCAUUAUGUUUGGCUAACUUAAUGUGCUAAUGAGGGACUAAUAGGCGAGAGUUGACCAGUUAUUUAUGCUACUACUGAUUCUGCAGUCUGUUGAAAUGUUGGUAGGAAGUCUGUCUACUGCUGCAGUUGUCGAUCAAAAAUCAGGAUGGGGUCUGGUAUUGUGUACUUGGCUACUUGCAACUGCAAUUGAGAGAUAUUUUGUGUAGCACUGCCACAUUGUUCUGACACUGUUUUUUGCCUAUUUCUCUGUUAGGGUUUGUGUGCUAUUUCAUAAUUUCAACAUAGUUUUUAAUUGUUUUGUUGAACAUGUACUUCUCCUGCUUUUAUUUUCUCAGCUCUUUUAAGGAUCAGUUUCAGUCCUUGGUCCUAUUUCAGUUUUGUGAUGCAAGAACUGUGAUAUUUUUCUUAAAGCAUGGUUUUCGCUUUGCUCGUACUACUGCACUUUCCAAGUGUGCUGCUGAAUUUCGUCCAAUGACCAUGUUUUCUAAAUGAUACUUCGUCGUUGUGACUUGCGAUACUUAAUCGAAACGAUACAUUUCAUAUCUCAUGUUGAAUUUACCAGGUUCUACUGCAGUUAAUUUUGAUGGAUCUUAAACCACCUGGAGUGAGUAGCAAUUUCAGUAUAGUUUUCAAUUAUUUUGUUGAAUUAGUACUUGUGCUACUUUUAAUUUUCUCAGCUCUUUUAAGGACCAUUUUCAGUCCUUGAUCCUAUUUCAGUUCUGUGAUGCCAGAAAUGUGAUAUUUUUCAUAAAGUAUGUUUUGAACUGCGCUCAGAAUACUGCACUUUCCAAAUCUGCUACUGAACUUAGUCUCGUGACCAUGUUUUCUAGAUGAUACUUAUUUGUUGUGAGUUGCUUUACUUGAUCGAAAAGAUACAUUUCAAUUAUCUCAUGUAGUUUGUUUUGAAUUUACCAGGUUCCACUGCAGUUAGUUUUUAUGGAGCCUAAACAGCCUGAAGCUAUUAAAGUGGUUGGAGUUUAGCCAGCAUCCAGCAUCCAUUUCCUAAAUUCCAAGUGUCUCAAGUGGCAUCCCAGUUCCUAGAAGAGGUUUUAUAUCAAGGGGGGCAGAGAUGCUGCUGUUACCGUGCAUUUGGGAUGAACUUAUCUAAUGAAAAAGAUUAAUUUAAUCUCCUUGGCAAUGUACUAUCCCUGGAGCAUUAUUUUAGGGGAACCAUGUAGCGUAAUAUCUUUGGCAAUAUACUAGCCUGCUGGAUCAUGCUCUUAUUAGUAGAUAUUGUGGACUUAUCUGACAGAUAUUUAUAUCUGCAUUUUAGUGCUAUGGGCUGAGAACUCUAGGUAUAUCCAUGCUUGA